Molecule: messenger RNA, 640 nt
Organism: Solanum tuberosum (potato)
Lineage: Eukaryota; Viridiplantae; Streptophyta; Magnoliopsida; Solanales; Solanaceae
Exons: 4
Coding region: 76-552 (158 amino acids)
Source: RefSeq, a predicted model, not a curated record
UCCUCUUCUUCAGUCAUCACCAUCUUUAAAAACUUAGCUACAUUUUCCAUCCAUUAACAUCUCUAGCUAAUAAAAAUGAAGCAUCUAGAUAGUAAAGACUUAGCUUCUUCCUUACCUGUUCUUCCAAGAUUAGAUCGCCUCGAUUUCCUACUGCAGGUUCUGGAAGAGAAACAUGGGAUGUCACCAAAAAAUGAGAAAGGAGAAGAAGAAGACUCAGAGUACUGCAGCAGUACUCUGAGUCUUUCUACUGCACUUCAACAAGUUCAUCACAAAGGCACUCUUGUUGAUCGACUCACUGCACUCGAGAAUCGAGUCUUUAAGUUGCAGCUGAGCUUAGAAAUGGAAGAAGAGAAAACAUCAAGGUCGAGUUCAUCCAGGUCAAGAAAUCAUGACAACGAAGACGAAAAGGCCAAUCUCAAACAUAAACAACUCCAGGAAGAAGCGUCGACAGUAUCUUUAAGUAGUGAGAAAUCAGAUAAAGUUGUUGGUAAUGCUAAAAUGACAAAGAAAAAAUGGCGCCUUGGCAGCUGGCUUCGAUUGGGAUGUAAUUAAAAUUUGAAAAUAUGUAUGUAAUUUAAUUAUAUUCCCAGUACUUGCAAUUUGUACUUGUUUAAGCUUCAAGUGGAUUGAUUGCUUAUGA